ACUACCUUUUAUCGGGGUCAAACAGGCAUCUAAACGUCACCAGGAAGCAGUAGAGAGGAGAGUUAAGGCGACAUUUGUUGUUGUUGUCGUUGUCAGUUGUGCUGUAUCCGUUCCCUGUCUGGCAGUCUGGUCGACGGACCAGCGGAGCGUUCUCACGGUGUAGACUGAAGUCUCUUCACUGGCGGAUGAAUGGCAAUGACAGCAGUGAGAGCGGUGGCAGCGGGGGGCCCGGCUUCUUUGUCCCGGUUUAGGGGCGCGCUGGUCGCGGCUGUGCUGGGAGACUGUGUCGGCGGAGAGUUUGAAGGAGCCGAGGAGGUUCCCAUGGAGAGUGUGUUGCAGCACCUGAACAGCUUGGACGACGAAAUCAAAGGAAAUGCUGUCCUUGAGUACAGUGAUGACACAGCAAUGGCACGUUGUGUGGUCCAGUCUCUACUCACCCGGGCUGGCUUUGAUGAUCGGGACAUGGCUCAGAGGUUUGCUAAGGAGUACAGUGCAUCCCCAGGUCGUGGUUAUGGUUCUGGAGUGAUCCAGGUGCUUAAGAAGCUGUCCUCCCCCCAGCUCAGUGAUGUGUACCAGCCGGCCAGGGACCAGUUCAAUGGUCGAGGCUCCUUUGGGAACGGCGGGGCCAUGAGGGCAGCCCCCUUCGCGUUGGCUUUCCCUGAUAAGGCUGAUGUUAAAAGGUUUGCCCGUCUGGGUGCCAUGCUGACCCAUUCCUGCUCUCUGGGUUAUAAUGGAGCUAUGCUGCAGGCGUUAGCUGUGCACCUCUCCCUGCAGGGAGUGCUAGACCUGCCUCAGCAGUUCAUCAGCAGGCUAAUCACAGAGAUGGAGGAAGUGGAGGACAACGAGGUGACACGCAAUGAUGCCAAAAUCCUAAAAGAAGCAGAUAAGCCAUUCUGUGAGCGCCUCCACAGAGUUAGAGACCUGAUGGACAGGAGCAAGGUCAGCAUAGAGGAGGUCAUUCAUGAACUGGGUAACGGCAUUGCCGCUCUUCACUCAGUCCCCACUGCCAUCUUCUGCGUCCUCUACUGCCUUCAGCCUCUGGAAUGCUUUCCAGAGAACUAUGGUGGCCUGGAGAGGACAAUAGCUUACAGCCUGGCCUUGGGAGGGGACACAGAUACCAUAGCCUGCAUGGCAGGGGCCAUCGCCGGGGCCCACUAUGGCAUUGAUGCUAUUCCUCAGUCGUGGAUAAAGUGCUGCGAGGGCGCAGAGGACGCAGACAUGAACGCAAAGCGACUCCACAUGCUGUACCACCAGUGGUCACGAGGAGGCGGGAGCGGGACAGGGGAGCAGAGCUGUGGAGACGCAUGUGAAAGUCUGUCAAACGCUUCUAACGGCACAGAGAAGAAAACUGGAGCUGAGUGAUUCAUCAACUGGAGUUUGAGUAAAGGACUCUUGAACACACACACACACACACAAACACCCUUUUGGUCAACAGAGAAUGUGUGAUCAAUAAUUCAACAUUGUCACUAUGGUAAUGUUACUUAACAUGUCAACAGCUCAGUUUCUUUCUUCUUCUCAGUUGGGUCAGCAGGUAUUGAGAAACCCACGCUUGCAAAAAAAGGCAAAAUUACUGUAAAAGAAAAAAAAAAACAACAACAACAAGAUAAUAAGUUAUUUGUUAGGGGUGACAAUGGUGAGCCUGAAUAAACAUAAGUGUCACCAGACUGACUGUAUAUUAACUGUCAUACGGAAAUACAGAAUCAUACACCUCUCAUUUCCCUGUUCUUUCCUGUUUUAUGUUGAACAAUCUUUUGUCAUGUGUAAGUUGCACUAUGAAUUGGCCAUGUCUGGUUUUAUCCAUUUGAUGGAUAAAAAUUAUUUAAUAAACUUUUUCUUUUGAAAAUCA
This is a messenger RNA of Scatophagus argus, 1846 nucleotides long. It is a transcript of the gene adprs, whose product is annotated as ADP-ribosylserine hydrolase. Bases 190 to 1362 code for a protein of 390 amino acids. Gene Ontology annotation, cellular component: nucleus; mitochondrion. The transcript is spliced from 6 exons. The record is from RefSeq and is a predicted model, not a curated record. Lineage: Eukaryota; Metazoa; Chordata; Actinopteri; Scatophagidae.